UCAACACAACUCACUUCGCCAUGGGAAUCAAAGGUCUCACAGGGCUCCUCUCAGAGCAUGCCCCACAAUCAAUAUCUUCGCAUGAAAUCAAAACGCUCUUUGGCCGCAAAGUCGCGAUCGACGCGUCCAUGUCCAUUUAUCAGUUCCUGAUAGCAGUGCGCCAGAAAGACGGAGAAAUGCUGCAGAACGACGCUGGCGAAACGACGAGUCAUCUCAUGGGUUUCUUCUACCGCACAAUACGAAUCGUGGAGAACGGCAUUAAACCUGCGUAUGUUUUUGAUGGAAAGCCUCCUGAACUAAAGGCUGGAGUGCUUGCGAAACGAUUCGAGAAGAGAGAGGAGGCUAAGGAAGACGGCGAGGAGGCGAAAGAAACAGGUACAACUGAGGACGUGGACCGUUUCUCUCGACGGACCGUCAAAGUUACAAGAGAACAUAAUGAAGAAUGUCGAAAACUCCUAGGUUUGAUGGGCAUUCCAGUAGUCAUUGCUCCAUCAGAAGCAGAAGCCCAAUGUGCCGAGCUUGCACGUGGCGGAAAGGUCUACGCUGCCGGCUCAGAAGAUAUGGACACGUUGACAUUCAAUGCGCCGACCCUAUAUCGUCAUCUCACAUUCUCGGAGGCCAAGAAACAACCUAUCAGUGAAAUUAACUUGGAAAAAGCCCUGCAGGGGCUAGAUAUGAACAUGUCCCAGUUUAUCGACCUAUGUAUACUGUUGGGAUGCGACUACUUGGAGCCCAUAAGAGGCGUGGGUCCUAAGUCUGCUCUCAAGCUCAUCCGAGAGCACGGCGGACUUGCAGGCGUGGUCGAACAUCUGCGUGAAAAACAAGCGGUGAAAGAUGAGGCAGCAGAGGACGGCAAGAAGAAAAAGGGCGGCGUGCAGAUACCUGACGAGUGGCCAUGGGAGGAAGCCAAGAGAGUCUUCGAGAAGCCAGAUGUGACGCCGGCGGAUGAGAUCGAGUUGGAAUGGAAACAUCCAGAUGUCGAUGGUCUCGUGGAAUUCCUCGUGAGGCAGAAAGGCUUCAAUGAGGAGCGUGUGCGCAAGGGCGCAGAAAAGCUCUCCAAGUUCCUUAACGCAAAACAACAAGGUCGGUUAGACGGAUUUUUCACCGUACAACCGAAGGCCCCCUCCGCAAAAAAUGUGAAGGGCAAAAAGGCUGAUGCGAAGGGGGCCACUGGUAGCAAACGCAAGAACAAAGAGGGCGAUGCAGGUCCGAGUAAGAAGGCAAAGGCGAAGAAGUAAUCGCCGCCAGUGGACAUCUCAAUAUGUUUCUUUUUUGUUUUUGUUGUAUCUGUAGAGGUGAACUCGUCUCGGAUUGUUGUCCGGAAUUAUUAAUAUAUUGUAGGAUUGUAGUACAAGCAGCGUCUCAUUCACGGACAAAAUCCCGCGUCGUUCUCGCCAAAGAAAGGCUUGCCGGAAGCAAUCGGAUGAAGACACCUUUUUUCUCGACACCGGGAUACAAGACGCCGGGUACUGUCUGCCAGGGAAAGAUACAUAUAUAUAUAACACAUGAUAUAACAGGUAUAUAGCACAGUCAAAUACAAUUACAAAACG
Messenger RNA from Heterobasidion irregulare TC 32-1, 1550 nucleotides. RefSeq lists its product as uncharacterized. Gene Ontology annotation, molecular function: 5'-flap endonuclease activity; DNA binding; 5'-3' exonuclease activity. The record is from RefSeq and is a predicted model, not a curated record. The coding region runs from base 21 to 1238 and encodes 405 amino acids. Gene Ontology annotation, cellular component: cytoplasm; nucleus. The transcript is spliced from 12 exons. NCBI's taxonomy places the organism in Eukaryota, Fungi, Basidiomycota, Agaricomycetes, Russulales, Bondarzewiaceae.